AUGGGAGCCUAUCUGUCCCAGCCCAACAUCAGCAAGAUCUCCGGCCAGGGCGGCAGCGGGAAGCUCAGCUAUGGCUACUCCGCCAUGCAUGGAUGGGGGGUGUCCAUGGAGGACUCCCAUAACUGUAUCCCGGAGCUGGACAGGGAGACGGCCAUAUUCUCUGUGUAUGAUGGUCACGGAGGUGAAGAAGUGGCCUUAUAUUGCUCCAAGUACCUGCCGGACAUUAUAAAGGAUCAGGAGGCGUAUAAGGAUGGGAAGAUGCAGAAGGCUCUGGAGGACGCCUUCCUCUCCAUAGAUGAGAAGCUGACGCUGGAGAGUGUAAUAAAGGAGCUGUCACAGAUGACUGGGCGGCCGAUCAACGACCACGAGGACAAGAAUAAAGUAGCCGAUGAGGAUGACGUAGACAAUGAAGAAGUGGUGCUGCGGCAUCAGGAGGCCACCAUUUCCUUGGCUAACCCUGGAGAAUCUCACCUGCUUCUUAAUGAGAAUGCAGAAUUUCCCGUGUGUACGAGACAGCAAGCAAUACUAUUGAAGUGA
Molecule: messenger RNA, 537 nt
Organism: Hyla sarda
Lineage: Eukaryota; Metazoa; Chordata; Amphibia; Anura; Hylidae
Product: protein phosphatase 1G-like
Exons: 2
Coding region: 1-537 (178 amino acids)
Biological process (GO): protein dephosphorylation
Cellular component (GO): nucleoplasm
Molecular function (GO): cation binding; protein serine/threonine phosphatase activity
Source: RefSeq, a predicted model, not a curated record